AGAGCCGGAGCGCUCCCACGGAGUGCGUGGAGCUGCGGGGCCGCGUCCCGCCAUGGCCCCCCCGGCAGCCUUCAUCCCCCCCGCCCUCCUCCUCUUCAUCCUCGGCCCUGCCGCCCCCAAGGAAGUUGUCCUGCUGGACUUCGCCAAGGCUCAAGGGGAGCUGGGCUGGCUCACUCAGCCCUAUGGCAAAGGGUGGGACCUGCAGCAGCACGUGCUGAACGACACGGGGAUCUACAUCUACGCGGUGUGCAGCGUGCUGCAGGGCGAGCAGGAGAACUGGCUGCGCACCAACUGGAUCUACCGCAGCGAGGCCCAGCGCAUCUUCAUCGAGCUCAAAUUCACCGUCCGCGACUGCAACAGCUUCCCUGGAGGCGGCGGCUCCUGCAAGGAGACCUUCAACCUCUUCUAUGCUGAAUCUGACGUUGACUACGGCACCAAUUUCCAGAAGCGACAGUUCAAGAAGAUCGACACCAUCGCUCCGGAUGAGAUCACGGUGCAAGAAGACUUUGAGACGCGGAACGUCAAACUCAACGUGGAGGUGCGCUCGGUGGGACCUCUGCACCGGAAAGGUUUCUACCUGGCUUUUCAGGACCUGGGGGCCUGCGUGUCCCUGCUGUCCGUGCGGGUGUACUACAAGACGUGCCCGGCUGUGCUGCGGGGCCUGGCGGUGUUCCCCGAGACGGUGGCGGGCGCUGACUCGCAGCAGCUGGCGAAGGUGCAGGGGGCCUGCGUGGAGAACGCGGUGGCUGACAGGGCGCCGAUGCUGCACUGCAACAUGGAUGGAGAGUGGUUGGUGCCCAUCGAGCAGUGCCAGUGCCAGGCUGGCUACGAGGCAGCAGGAGAGCAAUGUCAAGCUUGUCCCCCCGGGACCUUCAAGGCUGAGGUGUCCCUGAGUGGCUGCCAGCCCUGUCCUGCUCACACGCUACCAUCCUCAGCCGCUGCUGAUGCAUGUCCCUGCCAGGAUGGGUACUUCCGUGCCCCCACCGACCCAGCUGCCAUGCCCUGCACCCGUCCUCCUUCAGCCCCCCGCAGUGUCACAGCUGUUGGGCUGGGGGCCACCGUGCAGCUGCGUUGGUCCCCUCCCAGUGACAAGGGUGGCCGGCAGGAUGUCACCUACAGCAUCACCUGUGAGCAGUGCCUGCCUGAGAGCGGAGAGUGCCAGCCCUGCGAUGGGGGAAUCCGCUACUCACAGCCCCCCCAGGGGCUGGUGGGGACAGGGGUGACGGUCACUGACCUGGAGCCCCAUGUCAACUACACCUUCACCAUCGAAGCUCGAAAUGGGGUCUCAGCUUUCAGCCCGCUCCGCAGCGUGGCCAGCACCAGCAUCAGCGUCAACCACACAGAGCCGCCCCAGGUGACGUCGGUGAGCCUGAACGGACAAACGGCCACCAGCUUGGUCCUCUCCUGGACGGUGCCACCACGACAGCAGAGCUGGGUCUGGAAGUAUGAAGUCACCUACAGCAAGAAGACAGAUGAGAACAGCUACUCGGUGCUGCGCUGCGAGGGCACCUCUGUCACCAUCCCCAAGCUGUCCCCUGGCACCUCCUACGUGGUGCGAGUCCAGGCGCUCACCAAGGAUGGCCAUGGCGCCUUCAGCCUCGAGCAUGAGUUUGAGACAUUACCCGAGGAAGCUGAGUCCAUGGCAUCUGCUGCCGUCAUCAGUGGCUCCGUCACCGGUGUCAUCUUUGUUGUUUUCGUCCUCGCUGCUCUCCUCUACGUCCUCCGGAGGAGGAGGAACUCGCCAUCACGCCAGUCCCCCGAGGAUGUCUACUUCUCCAAGUCCGACCAGCUGAAGCCCCUCAAGACCUACGUUGACCCACACACCUAUGAAGACCCCAACCAAGCCAUGCUCAAGUUCACCACUGAGAUCUCGCCAUCCUCCAUCACCCGCCAGAAGGUCAUCGGCGCUGGAGAAUUCGGGGAGGUCUACAAGGGCACCCUGAAGCAGGGCAAGAAGGAGGUGCCGGUGGCCAUCAAGACACUCAAGGUGGGCUACACGGAGAAGCAGCGUGUGGACUUCCUGAGCGAGGCCAGCAUCAUGGGGCAGUUCUGCCACCACAACAUCAUCCGCCUUGAGGGAGUCGUCUCCAAGCACAAACCCUUCAUGAUUGUCACGGAGUACAUGGAAAACGGCGCGUUGGACAAAUUCCUGCGGGAAAAAGAUGGGCAGUUCUGCGUCAUCCAGCUGGUGGGCAUGCUGCGGGGCAUCGCAGCGGGCAUGAAGUAUUUGGCCAACAUGAACUACGUGCACCGGGACUUGGCUGCACGCAACAUCCUGGUCAACAGCAACCUGGUCUGCAAGGUGUCUGACUUUGGGUUGUCAAGGGUGCUGGAGGAUGACCCCGAAGCCACCUAUACCACCAGUGGUGGGAAGAUCCCAAUCCGCUGGACAGCACCCGAAGCCAUCUCAUACCGCAAGUUCACCUCUGCCAGUGACGUCUGGAGCUAUGGCAUCGUCAUGUGGGAGGUGAUGUCCUACGGCGAGCGCCCAUACUGGGAGCUCUCCAACCACGAGGUGAUGAAAGCCAUCAAUGAAGGCUUCCGCCUGCCCGCCCCCCUGGACUGCCCCUCGGCUGUGUACCAGCUGAUGAUGCAGUGCUGGCAGCAGGAGCGUGCCCGGCGCCCCAAAUUCGCCGACAUCGUCAGCAUCCUCGACAAGCUCGUCCGUGCCCCCGACUCACUCAAGGCACUGGCAGAUUUUGACCCCCGUGUCUCCAUCCGCCUGCCCAGCACCAGCGGCUCCGACGGCGUUCCCUUCCGCUCGGUGCCUGAGUGGCUCGAGUCCAUCAAGAUGCACCAAUACGCUGAGCACUUCGCUGCUGCUGGCUACAGCACCAUCGAGAAAGUGCUGCAGAUGACAAGCGACGACCUCAAGAAGAUCGGGGUGCGCCUGCCCGGCCACAAGAAACGCAUUGCCUACAGCCUGCUGGGGCUGCAGGAGCAGCUCUGCCCUGCCGGCGUCCCCAUCUGACUCCACAUGGGCAAAUGAAGACCCCCGGCAUCCCUCCCACCUUCCACUUUAUUUAUUAUUUUUUGAGGUUGUUGUUGUUGUUGUUAUUAUUAUUAUUAAUAUUAUUCCCCACAGGGGAUUUCACCGCAUCGCCAUCGCUGUCCCGAGGACAAAACAGGUGGAAAACCCCCCCAAAAAUGACAAUUUCAAAUGGGGGAGGCUGUGUUGGGGGGGAAUUUCCCCCCUUUUUUUUUUCUGCAUUUCAGGGAAAAGAAAAACCCCAAAGGGCUGAACCACACAGCUGUGGCACCCAAAUUUCUCCAUUUCUGCCUUUUUCUCCCUUAUUUUCCUCUCCCACUGCUGGUUUGGUUUUUCUCUGCCUUACUGCUGGUAAGCAGCGUUACCUCUAUUUUUUUUUGUCAGUGGUGUUGUUGUUGUUUUUCUAAUUUAUUAUAUUUUUGUAUAUUUAUUGAGAGAAAUCAAAAAGGUCUCAGAUUUCGGAGAGGUAAAAGGAGAGAAGGGAGAGGAAAAAAGAAAAGGAGGGGGAGGGGGCAGGUUUGGGGUUUUUUUUUCCCCCCUUUUUUUAAUGGAUUUUAUGAGCUUUUCAUGAUUUUCACGACAGUGAGUUGGAUUUGAAUAAAACUUUUGUGCUCUUUUUCUA
Gallus gallus (chicken) is the source of this 3611-nucleotide messenger RNA. RefSeq names its product EPH receptor A2 (gene EPHA2). Bases 53 to 2971 code for a protein of 972 amino acids. Gene Ontology annotation, biological process: axon guidance; protein phosphorylation; cell surface receptor protein tyrosine kinase signaling pathway. The record is from RefSeq and is a predicted model, not a curated record. The transcript is spliced from 17 exons. Gene Ontology annotation, molecular function: protein binding; transmembrane-ephrin receptor activity; ATP binding. Lineage: Eukaryota; Metazoa; Chordata; Aves; Galliformes; Phasianidae. Gene Ontology annotation, cellular component: plasma membrane; neuron projection.